Messenger RNA from Budorcas taxicolor (takin), 1344 nucleotides. It is a transcript of the gene WT1, whose product is annotated as WT1 transcription factor. NCBI's taxonomy places the organism in Eukaryota, Metazoa, Chordata, Mammalia, Artiodactyla, Bovidae. The transcript is spliced from 11 exons. Gene Ontology annotation, cellular component: nucleus. The record is from RefSeq and is a predicted model, not a curated record. The coding region runs from base 1 to 1344 and encodes 447 amino acids. Gene Ontology annotation, biological process: negative regulation of apoptotic process; regulation of transcription by RNA polymerase II; negative regulation of cell population proliferation. Gene Ontology annotation, molecular function: DNA-binding transcription factor activity, RNA polymerase II-specific; RNA polymerase II cis-regulatory region sequence-specific DNA binding.
AUGGGCUCCGACGUGCGGGACCUGAACGCGCUGCUGCCGGCCGUACCCUCGCUGGGCGGCGGCGGCGGUUGCGCCCUGCCCGUGAGCGGCGCGGCGCAGUGGGCGCCGGUGCUGGACUUUGCGCCCCCGGGCGCCUCAGCUUACGGGUCCUUGGGCGGUCCUGCGCCGCCGCCGGCUCCGCCACCACCCCCACCGCCGCCGCCGCCUCACUCCUUCAUCAAACAGGAGCCGAGCUGGGGAGGCGCGGAGCCGCACGAGGAGCAGUGCUUGAGCGCCUUCACCGUCCACUUCUCUGGCCAGUUUACCGGCACCGCUGGAGCCUGUCGCUACGGACCCUUCGGUCCUCCUCCGCCCAGCCAGGCGUCGUCCGGCCAGGCCAGGAUGUUCCCCAACGCGCCCUACCUGCCCAGCUGCCUCGAGAGCCAGCCCGCUAUUCGCAACCAGGGAUACAGCACGGUAACCUUCGACGGGACGCCCAGCUACGGUCACACGCCCUCGCACCACGCGGCGCAGUUCCCUAACCACUCUUUCAAGCACGAGGACCCCAUGGGCCAGCAGGGCUCGCUGGGGGAGCCGCAGUACUCCGUGCCGCCCCCAGUCUACGGCUGCCACACGCCCACCGACAGCUGCACAGGCAGCCAGGCCCUGCUGCUGAGGACGCCCUACAGCAGUGACAAUUUAUACCAGAUGACCUCCCAACUUGAAUGCAUGACCUGGAAUCAAAUGAACUUAGGAGCCACAUUGAAGGGAGUUGCUGCUGGGAGCUCCAGCUCAGUGAAAUGGACAGAAGGGCAGAGCAACCACGGCACGGGGUACGAGAGUGACAACCAUACCACGCCCAUCCUCUGUGGUGCCCAGUACAGGAUACACACCCACGGCGUCUUCAGGGGCAUUCAGGAUGUGCGGCGUGUGCCUGGAGUGGCCCCGACUCUUGUCCGAUCGGCAUCUGAGACCAGUGAGAAACGCCCCUUCAUGUGUGCUUACCCAGGCUGCAAUAAGAGAUAUUUUAAGCUGUCCCACUUACAGAUGCACAGCCGGAAGCACACCGGUGAGAAACCAUACCAGUGUGACUUCAAGGACUGUGAACGAAGGUUUUCUCGUUCAGACCAGCUCAAAAGACACCAGAGGAGACACACAGGUGUGAAACCAUUCCAGUGUAAAACUUGUCAGCGAAAGUUCUCCCGUUCCGACCACCUGAAGACCCACACCAGGACUCAUACAGAUGAGAAGACUGAGGCACAUAAUGAUGAAAUAACUUUGUUUAAAGUCCCAAAGCUAGUGAGAAGCCCUUCAGCUGUCGGUGGCCCAGUUGUCAGAAAAAGUUUGCCCGGUCAGACGAGUUAG